AUGACCUAUCCUUCAGGAAAGGAGAUGCUUGCUGAUGAAGUUCUAAGAGAUCCUGGUGUCUAUCAAAGCCUUUUUGGGAAAUUACUAUACCUAACUAUGACCAGACCUGACAUCUCCUUUGUAGUACAGGUCUUAAGUCAAUUUAUGCAUUGUCCUAGAAUUUCCCAUAUGGAGGCAGCAUCAAGGGUAGUGAGGUAUAUAAAGCAAGCACCUGGUCUUGGACUGCUUAUGCUUGCAGAAAACAUAAAGAAUCUGACUACUUACUGUGAUUAUGAUUGGGGAGCUUGUGUGGAAACAAGAAGAUCAGUAACUGGCUAUCUGGUAAAGUUUGGAAAUGCCCUGGUAUCUUGGAAGUCCAAGAAGCAAAGCACUUUCUCUAGAAGCUCAGCUAAAGCAGAAUUCAGGAGUAUGGCCUCCUGUGCAGCAGAAGUUACUUGGUUGAUAGGGUUAUAUGCAGAACUGGGAAUCAAAGUUUGUUUGCCUGUGAAGUUAGUAUGUGAUAGCAAGGCAGCAAUUCAAAUUGCUGCAAAUCCAAUCUUUCAUGAGAGAACAAAGCAUAUUGACAUUGAUUGUCAUUUGUGA
Messenger RNA from Nicotiana attenuata, 582 nucleotides. RefSeq lists its product as uncharacterized. The record is from RefSeq and is a predicted model, not a curated record. NCBI's taxonomy places the organism in Eukaryota, Viridiplantae, Streptophyta, Magnoliopsida, Solanales, Solanaceae. Bases 1 to 582 code for a protein of 193 amino acids. The transcript has a single exon.